AACCACUCCAAUCCACACUCCAUUUUCUCACUCUUAAUCUCCUCUUUCUUGGAUCUCCAACUCUCUCAUUACUAGCACACAUCUCCAAGCUCCGCAGUUAACCCAGAAAUGAAGAAAGUGGUGCUGGAGCUGGACUUGGUGGAUGAGAAGAUCAAGUCAAAAGCCAUGAAAAGGAUCUCGAGCUUGGCGGGGGUUGAAUCGAUAUCGAUAGGGAAGGACAAGAAGAUGACGGUGAUCGGAGACGUAGAUCCGGUGUCGGCGGUGGAGAAGCUGAGGAAACUGUGCAAUCCGAGAAUAGUGUCUGUGGGGCCGAAAGAAGCGGAGAAGAAGAAGGACGAGGGCGGGAAGAAGAAAGAAGAUGAGAAGAAGAAAGAGGAUAAUAACGUGGUGGUUAUGAAGGUUCCGGCGGCGGCGUAUUAUUACACGCCGCCGUAUGAUCACCAGUAUUACCACUACCCACCGCCGUCUCCGUAUUAUCACAGCGUGGAAGAGGAUCCGAGAAGCUGUGUUAUUUGCUAAGCUAAUUCUUCUUUGUCUUUUUUUUUUUUUUUUUUUUUUUUUGUUAAUUACGUGUAGGAUUUAAUCUUUAUAUGUGACGUUGUUGUUGGCAUGUAAGUGAAUGAAUGAAUAUUUUUAGUAAUUUUUAUGAA
Molecule: messenger RNA, 650 nt
Organism: Ipomoea nil (Japanese morning glory)
Lineage: Eukaryota; Viridiplantae; Streptophyta; Magnoliopsida; Solanales; Convolvulaceae
Product: heavy metal-associated isoprenylated plant protein 12-like
Exons: 2
Coding region: 109-519 (136 amino acids)
Molecular function (GO): metal ion binding
Source: RefSeq, a predicted model, not a curated record